Molecule: messenger RNA, 1126 nt
Organism: Sitophilus oryzae (rice weevil)
Lineage: Eukaryota; Metazoa; Arthropoda; Insecta; Coleoptera; Curculionidae
Product: cathepsin L-like proteinase
Exons: 6
Coding region: 46-1029 (327 amino acids)
Cellular component (GO): lysosome
Molecular function (GO): cysteine-type endopeptidase activity
Source: RefSeq, a predicted model, not a curated record
AAAAAAUUAGUAAUUUAUUGUUGCAGUAUCAUUCAAACCACAAAAAUGAAAGGCUUUAUCUUGGCUAGUUUUUUGGUGGUUGCCGUCAGUGCUUCUUCACUGUUUCAGCAGGAUGGCGCCAAAUUCCAAGCAUUCAAGUUGCAACAUGGUAAGACCUACAAAAACCAAGCCGAAGAAGCGUCCCGUUUUGCUAUCUUCAGGGACAACCUUCGUUCUAUUGAAAGCCACAAUGCCCGAUUUGAACAAGGUCUUGAAACUUACACCCAAGGUAUCAACCAAUUUGCUGACAUGACAGACGCUGAAUUCAAAGCCAUGCUUGCUCUUCAGUACGCCAAUAAGCCUAACUUCAACGACAAUAGUAAAUUCCAACUUCCUGAAGGGGCUUCUGCUCCCGAUUCCAUUGACUGGAGAGAAAAGAACGUUGUCGGUCCCAUCAAAAAUCAAGCGUCAUGUGGAUCUUGCUGGGCUUUUGCACUUGUUGGAUCUACCGAAUCUGCAUUAGCACUUAAAACUGGAAAUGUAACUUCCUUAUCAGAACAACAACUUAUUGACUGUACUACUGACAUCAAUUUUGGUUGCAGUGGUGGAAUGUUGGAACCAACAUUCCCUUACAUUCAACAAAAUGGACUUGAAUCCGAAGCAGACUACCCAUACCAGGGUGAGGACGGCAAUUGCACAUAUGACUCUUCCAAAGUUGUAACCAAAAUCACCUCCUAUGUGUACUUCAAUGGUAGUGAAGAAGUAUUGAAAGAAGCUGUUGGAACUGCAGGACCAGUAGUUGUUGGUAUCGAUGCUGAUUACAUGAAGUACUACAGUAAUGGAAUAUUUACUGAAUCAGGAUGUCCUCAAGAUUCCGCAAGCUUAGACCAUGCAGUUUUGGUUAUUGGAUAUGGCUCUGAAGAUGGGUCUGAUUACUGGAUUAUCAAAAACUCAUGGGGCACUGCCUGGGGUGAAUCUGGAUUCAUUAGAUUUGCGCGUGGAGUGAACCAGUGUGGCAUAAUCACUGAAAAUACCUACCCUAUAAUAUAAAUAAUCAUUUUUAUUAACAGUAAAUUGUAUAUUAAAUGGAAUAUUAAAUAAACACCUUGUUAGUAGUUAUAUAAUAUGAAUUAAAUUAAUAUGUGAA